AUGCCUUCCGAACCGGAUAAAAUAUCAUCACUCGACCAGACAGAAAGCAAUGAAUCAUCACUGCCAUCUUCAAAUGACAAUCAAAGAGUAAACACAACACAGAAAUACCUUCUCAUUAUACUCUUCCUACAAUGGUUCGUUUGUAGUGUCAUUCUCGGCGCUGGAAUACAUUCUGUAUUCUAUGAUGAAUCAGUAAACAAUACACACGAUGUGCAAUCGCUAAUGCCAAUGCUUGUUAUGACCUUUUACUACACAUUUGGUCUUUCGGUUGCAUAUACUCAAUAUCGAGUUGGAUUGAUUAUUUUUGCAUCCAUUGGAAUUCUGAUAUUUGUCAUCGUAUCUUUUUUCUUCGGCUAUAUUGUUUUGGCGAUCACAGCGUUGAAUAUCGGGUUUGGCACUGCUAAUCAAAUAUACGAAGUCAUGAUUUUUAUUGUACUACUUUUUACUAUAGUAGCAACCGUUGCGAUUUUAACUCUGAAGUGGUCGUUUGAUUUGGCAAAAUCUAUUGGCACGUAUGAUUAUUCUGAAGUUUGA
Molecule: messenger RNA, 534 nt
Organism: Adineta ricciae
Lineage: Eukaryota; Metazoa; Rotifera; Eurotatoria; Adinetida; Adinetidae
Source: the annotation of a GenBank genome assembly